Leptomonas pyrrhocoris is the source of this 917-nucleotide messenger RNA. RefSeq lists its product as hypothetical. Lineage: Eukaryota; Euglenozoa; Kinetoplastea; Trypanosomatida; Trypanosomatidae. The coding region runs from base 111 to 917 and encodes 268 amino acids. The transcript has a single exon. The record is from RefSeq and is a predicted model, not a curated record.
AGUUUCAUUCUGCUGAUCGUCGUAUACGCUCCGCCGUCGCUCGUACCGUCUUGUCAACCAAGAAGGGGGAAAAGAAACACACACAGCGAUAAAGAGGGAAGAAGAAGAGCAUGUCCAAGUCUAUCUCCGUCAUCGCCGUCGCGGCCCCCGCCGCGCUCCUGCAGGCGGCCUCGGCCAUCGUGUCGAAGGCCACAGGCGGUGCCGUGAAGGUAACCCAAACCGCCGCGGCCACCGCGAACGCCGUCGUCGUCGGCACGGCAGCGCCGCCGGGGGUCUACGCGUGCGUCGCGGAACCCACUAGCGCCACCAUUGGCCUCUACGCCGGCGUGCAGACCGUCGUGGUCCGCGCCAUCUUACCCCGCGGCGCGCCCGACACUAUGCAGGUGCGUGAUAUCCUCGACGUCUACCCCGCCUCGGGCAUCGCCUGCGACGCGGAGGUCGCGAAGGCGGAGGAGAAUAUAAAGAAGGCGGCGAAGGUGGCGGUGGAGAAGGCGAAGGCGCUGAAGGCGACACGCGUGACGCUCGUCAUGAAACCCGCGUCGAAGUACACGCGGCUGAACGCGCUCUUCCGUGAGUCGGCCGCGAAGGUGAUCGAGGGCGCGGGGCUCUCGGUGGAGGUCACGACGACGGCGCAGGCCUCGAACGACCUCGUCAUGUUUCCCGAGAAGCACGGCGUGGUGAUGGUGAACGACGACCCGGUGUGCGAGAAGGUGCAGUUCGCCUACGCGGGGGAGGUGGGCGGCGUGCACACGACCUACUACACCGACGCCGGCGGCAAGAUUCACGGCGGGCACAGCUACAAGUCCGUCGCCACGGCCCUCGCGGAGGAGCUGAAGUCCUUAGGCUUGAAGGCGGAGGCGGCAAGGAUUGAGGCGGCGGCGCAGAAGGACCCUCGAAACGUUGUGGAUGCCAUCUGA